CAAUGGGAAGAAAGCCUGAAGCUUCGCGCAAAAAUAUUUAUCAAAAUGAUUAUUCAGAAACUUCAAAACGAAUGACAGGAUUCUUCCAACUAAUGGGUAUAUGGCGAGGGAGUGUGGUGAAACUGAUUUAUCACAAUGUUCUUAUUUUCCUAGUUUUCUACUUUAUGUUGAGUUUCUUGUAUAGAGUUGUACUGUUUGAGGAUGAUUUUCACAGGCAAAUGUUCGAGAUAAUCUGCGUAUAUUCACAAAGAUUUAGUUCUCAUAUUCCAAUAACCUUCCUGACAGGAUUCUAUGUCUCACAGGUUGUUUCAAGAUGGUGGGGGAUGUUUACAUGUCUACCCUACCCGGAUAGAAUAGCAUUAAAACUAAUCAGGAAACAUUAUAAAUUUUUAAAAAAUUAUAUUCUUAAUAAUGUUCAGUAA
Molecule: messenger RNA, 422 nt
Organism: Eurytemora carolleeae
Lineage: Eukaryota; Metazoa; Arthropoda; Copepoda; Calanoida; Temoridae
Product: bestrophin-2
Exons: 6
Coding region: 3-422 (139 amino acids)
Molecular function (GO): chloride channel activity
Source: RefSeq, a predicted model, not a curated record